This is a messenger RNA of Bursaphelenchus xylophilus (pine wood nematode), 2421 nucleotides long. Lineage: Eukaryota; Metazoa; Nematoda; Chromadorea; Rhabditida; Aphelenchoididae. The record is from the annotation of a GenBank genome assembly.
AUGCUGGGAUGGAAUACGAUAGUAGCAGUGGUGUCGGUUUGGAUGGUGGUGUGCGCGCAGACGGAACGCAUCCAGUUCCCCAUGAAGAAGCGGUUGUUCCUGUUGCCAAAGACAGUCUUCGGCCGCAUGGAGCGACGAGUGGAUGAUGGGAUGGUGGACCCGGUAAGGAAUCCGUCUUUGCUUGUUUGGAAAGCAAUCAAUCCUCGAAUACUCCUUAUUUCUUGGUCUAUCAGUCUGUCGGAAAAAUAAUGUGGAUUCGGCAUGCCUUGAAGUCGCUUUUUAUCGCUUUGCGACGACUCGCAACGGCUAGGAAUUUGUUGCGCGACUGCGAGGAGGAGAGAAAUUUUCCUGCGACAAAACCAUAUUAUUUUCCCGACAGACUGACAUCGGUCUGUCGGGAAAAUAAUGUGGAUUUGUUGUGCCUUGAAUUGCCCAUCAUCGCAGCGACUAGCCACGGCUAUAGCUUUGUUGAGCGACUGCGAGGAGGAGAGACAUUUUCCAGCGACAAAUCCAAAUUAUUUUCCCGAUAGACUGAUGCUAGGUGGUUCAGGAAAUCUUGACAUGUUUUGGCACCGUGCGGUUGGCAUCGCAAACCGUCUUUGCGUAACAAAAAAUGGGCACGGUGCAAUUUAAAAAAUGCACUGUGCAGUUUUAUCGCGCGACAUUGCGCUUUUCGAAGGGUUAUUUUUUUCUUUUUGCACUGUGCUUUGUCGAGGCAGAACGUGAAUUUUAUCUUGUCGCUGUUUGGAGAGAUGCGACAACUUUUUCGCGCUCUGCAGAAAUAUCAAAAAAUGUCAAAACUUUUUGACCCACCCAGUACCAUCAGUCUGUCGGGAAAAUAAUGAGCACUCUGUCGCAUCGAAAAUCGCAUCACCGCCGAGAAAAUAAAUUGUGUCGCGGCGAAAUCAAGUUUCUUUUUACUUCAGCGACGCUAUCUGCACAGCGAAAUUAUGCUCAUUAUUUUCCCGACAGACUACUAAUACUACGUCUUUUCGGCCACCUCAUAAUCUCUUUUUUUUGCCAUCAACUCGUCUUACGGUCGACUCAUCAAACAAAUAUAGCUACCAUACUCUCUGUGACGACGUCUAUAGCAAAUUGAGUGACUAGGCUAGAUUUGCCGGGGGGAAAGCCGAUUAAAUCUAUUUUUAAUUGAAAUGUGUCCAAGACGAUUUAAUUGCUGAAGUCUUUGAACUGUCCUAAUUAGCUUAGUAAUCUUUGCAGCAAGUUAUGUCGGCUCUCUGCAGUAGGCUAAUGUAAUAGUUUGUUAGAACGAAAGAUUAGACUCCGACCGUGUUUUUAAACAUGGAUGUCUUAAAUUUUUGUUUAUGGAUUUAUCUUGCGACCCACAUGUUUCAUAAAAGCCCCCAAAACAUCCGCUAAUCCCCUAAUCUCACCACAUUAACCAUUGUUUUCUGUUGAAGACCUUAUAUGCAAUCACAAGACCCAAACUUUUCCACCGACCAAAACUAAAAAAACUUUUUUUAAGUUUUGGUUUGUAGACCAAGAUUUUGACUACGAAACAAAGGUUAGUUACCACGUAGUUUAUGAGACUUCCGGCGACGUGGGUCUAAGAGUGCACGCCAUAGACAGGACUAAUCUGCGGGGAAAUUACUUUUGCCAAUUAUUUUCGAUUAUCAAUCAAGGGAAAGUUUAAUUAGUCAUAAUCAUCAUAUAAAUAGCACAAUGGCUUCCUGACAGUGCUAUAUUCAGCGUUCGGAUGAGCCCAAUUUUCCCAGUAUCAUGUUUAUAAUCCUCUUAUCAAGUGAUAUGUUUCAAAUAUAUGUAGAGUGUGGUCCCUAUGGAUUCAUUGUUAUUGGAGUUGAUUAAUCAGUCUGUCGGGAAAAUAAUGAGCACACUGUCGCAGUGAAAAUCGCUUUGUCGCUUAGAACAUUUAAGUAUGUUGUAGAAAAAUCAAUUUUUUUCCGACUUCAGCGACCCGAUUGCUCAUUAUUUUCCCGACAGACUUCUAUCUUUGUCUCCUCAUCAAUUUCACACUACAGUAAUGCCCAAACUAACCAAACCGCUUUUCAGGACAUCGCGACACCCUCUUCACUGCCAACCCAACGUUUCAAGUCCCGUUCCGUCUCGCCGUUCCAGCGCGGAGAGUCGUUGCCGCAGGCGACUGCGGCCUGGCGACCCCCCACCCAUUCCAAGUCCAAGUCGCAGCGCUCGCGCCAGUGCUACUUCACGCCCAUCCAGUGCGUGCUGUACGUGCCCAGCGACCAGUACGAGCAGCUGGUGAAGGCGGUCCCGUUCCCGAACGGCGCCAGCUCCGAGUCCGACGAGGUGAACCCCACGCCCGACGUCAGCGAGGCGGACUCGCGGAAGCGCCAGAACAACCGCGACAUGCUGCAGAAGUGGCGCCGCACCGAGGUGACGCCCCUCCUCCGGGGCUAUUGGCGUCGCAGCGUCGGCACGUAA